Messenger RNA from Uncinocarpus reesii 1704, 840 nucleotides. RefSeq lists its product as uncharacterized. Bases 1 to 840 code for a protein of 279 amino acids. The transcript is spliced from 3 exons. Lineage: Eukaryota; Fungi; Ascomycota; Eurotiomycetes; Onygenales; Onygenaceae. The record is from RefSeq and is a predicted model, not a curated record. Gene Ontology annotation, molecular function: protein binding.
AUGUCGACUGCCGCGAAGAGAUCAACAAUUUCACCCGAAGAGAGUGAUGAUGACGAGAAUGACGUUUUUCAUGAUGCCCGUUUCCCUCCCAGUGAAGAAGCACAUCUUCUCACGCAAUCCAAUACCCAAAAGUCUCAGGCGAACAAGCUUUUCUCCUCAGCACGGUACUCUGAAGCAAUAACUAUAUAUGACCAUGCGCUAUCGUUCUGCCCGAAUUACCUCGAUUUUGAAAUCGCGGUCCUCAGGAGCAACAUCGCGGCAUGCCACUUGAAGCUUGAAAACUGGAAGGCGGCUGUAGAUGCGGCUACAACGAGCAUAGAAUGCUUGAAUCGGAUUUUCCCUUCUCCGGCACCUGCGACCUCCGGAGACCACGAAGAUAAAUCCAAGCAGUCAGACCAAGGGCGGGAGGAUGCGAGCGCUGUGAUAGAACUUGACGCAGAUGGUGACGAAGAAGAUGAGGCAGAGCAGCUGAGAAGACUGAAUGAAAACGAUACUAGGAAAGAAGAUGUGAAGCGGAUCCGUGCCAAAGCAUUGAUGAGAAGAGCGAGAGCAAAAAUGGAACUUGGCGGAUGGGCGAAUCUGCAAGGAGCGGAGACUGAUUAUAAAGAGCUGAUUCAGUUAAAAGUGCUACCGCGCAAUGAUGAGCUGAUGGCGAUAAAAGCGCUGAGUGAACUUCCAGCGAAAAUCAACAUUGCAAGGGAGAAGGAGGUUGGCGACAUGAUGGGGAAGUUGAAGGAUCUUGGAAACGGAAUUCUCAAGCCGUUUGGAUUGUCGACGGAGAAUUUCAAAUUCAUAAAGGACGAAAACACAGGUGGCUACAAUAUUGCAUUUGAGAAAUGA